AAAGAAAUAAGCAUCCUUUUUUUUUUCUUUUUUUUUUCUUUUUAUGGUUUUUAUGCUUAUUGAAUUGUCUUUGAUUAGCAGACCUAUAACAACAUCACUUCAUCAUGACUCUAUCUACCGUGCUCCCACCACGGCCCUCACGACGACUUGAUGGGAAAGUCGCCAUCGUCACCGGCGCAGGCAGCCUGGGUGACGGCCUCGGCAACGGGCGUGCCAUAUCUAUUCUUCUCGCUGAAGAUGGUGCCACAGUGCUCUGUGCUGAUCGAGACUUGGCAACAGCAGAGCGCACAGUGGAGAUGAUUGUCCAGGAAGGAGGUAAAGCAGCCUCAGUAUACGCGGACGUGAGCUCAGAAGGAGACUGUGAAAAGCUAGUGAAAGCCGCAGAAGAGAAAUUUGGGCGAUUGGAUAUUCUCGUUAACAAUGUGGGCAUUAUGGGUGCCGAGGGGACGGCCGUGGAGGCAGAUGCUGAGGAGUGGGAUAAAGGGCUGAGAAUCAACGUGACGGGGAUGAUGCUCAUGGCCAAGUAUGCGAUUCCGCUGAUGCUGAAGAACCAGCCUGGCGAUGGUGGCAUACGAGGAAACAUCGUCAACAUGGCAUCCAUAGCGGGCUUGCAGGGGGGCACAGCACAUCUGUUCUAUCCAACUAGCAAGGGGGCAAUUGUGAACAUGACGAGAGCGAUGGCGUAUAACCACGGGCAUGAAGGCAUACGAGCCAAUUGCGUGUGUCCAGGAUUCCUCUACACCCCCAUGGUUGCGGGCGACGGUAUGCCGGACGAGGUGCGUGACCAGCGUCGCAGGCAAGGCUUGUUGAAGACGGAGGGAAAUGCCUGGGACUGCGCUGCUGCGGUGAGGUUCUUGGCGAGCGAUGAGGCGAGAUGGAUUACGGGGACGGCGAUGACGGUGGAUGCAGGGGUGACAUGUUCGUACUCUAUGCCAUGAUGGAAUAACAUGGAAAAAAGAAGUAGUUGGCGAUGCUGGAAGAAAAAAAAAAGAUGUUGCUGGCCGAUACGGAGAAGAAUAAAACGAUGUCAUACUUGUCACUUGGAGCUUCAGCAUCUACCUAUGUAAACGAGAACUGAACGUGGGUACUAUCUAUCUGUUCAAAAGAGGGUUAAAUAUUAGACAUAUACUCAUAUUAAGUACAAGACGAAAUUAUACCAUAGAAGAAGAAGAGAAAAAAAAGGAAAGCUACUGGCUAUUUCAC
Messenger RNA from Trichoderma asperellum CBS 433.97, 1203 nucleotides. RefSeq lists its product as uncharacterized. NCBI's taxonomy places the organism in Eukaryota, Fungi, Ascomycota, Sordariomycetes, Hypocreales, Hypocreaceae. Gene Ontology annotation, molecular function: oxidoreductase activity. The record is from RefSeq and is a predicted model, not a curated record.